This is a messenger RNA of Camelina sativa (false flax), 1398 nucleotides long. The record is from RefSeq and is a predicted model, not a curated record. Lineage: Eukaryota; Viridiplantae; Streptophyta; Magnoliopsida; Brassicales; Brassicaceae.
AUGAAAGCCUAUAUUGACAACUCUUUGGAGAUCGCAUCCAAUAAAAUAAAAAGAAUUGUCGCGGCACCACCAACAAAUAAAACUGGAAGUGAAAGCAGCCUACAGAUCAUUAGUCGAAGAACAUUUGAAGCUGCCGUUUACAAACUAUCGAGGAGUUUUGAAGUUGUUACUCCUCCGACAACCCCUUCUGAUCAAGUUGGUAGCAGCCUAGAGGUCAUAAGUCGUAAAGCAUUUGAAGCCACUGUCUCCAAACGCCCAAAAACAGUUAAAUCUCCUGAUGGUUCUAUAUGGAUACGUUGUCACUCCCUUGGCGCUCAUGGUUUUGUUUACUUAGCCAAGCUAAACAACGAUGUAGACACUAAUGGUUUGCCUCCAAAGAUGGCCAUCAAAUGCUCACCGAUUACAUUUUCAUCAAGCCUUUCUGAUGAGGAACGAAUCCUCAAAAUUGGUAGCAGCCUAGAGGUCAUAAGUCGUAAAGCAUUUGAAGCCACUGUCUCCAAACGCCCAAAAACAGUUAAAUCUCCUGAUGGUUCUAUAUGGAUACGUUGUCACUCCCUUGGCGCUCAUGGUUUUGUUUACUUAGCCAAGCUAAACAACGAUGUAGACACUAAUGGUUUGCCUCCAAAGAUGGCCAUCAAAUGCUCACCGAUUACAUUUUCAUCAAGCCUUUCUGAUGAGGAACGAAUCCUCAAAAGUCUUUCAUCUCCAUAUGUUAUUUCAUGCUAUGGUAGCAGAAUAACGAUGACAAAAUCUCCAGCAAACGGAAGCGACUACAAUUUGAUUCUUGAAUACUGUUCCGGAGGAAGUAUUGCAGACUUUCUCAAGUUUAGAGGUAAGCCGAUGGUGGAGAGCGAUGUUCAGCUAUUGUCUACAAAGAUCCUCAAAGGUAUCACCUACAUACACUCAAAGAAGAUUAUACAUUGUGAUAUUAAGCCUGGCAACAUUUUACUUACGCCUCAACCAAACAGUUGUAUGCCUAAUUGUUUUGAACCAAAGAUUGCCGAUUUUGGUUUAGCAUUAAGAAAGAGUUCAGUUGAGUAUGGAGAUGGUAGUGGUCAUAAAAGAGGAACAUUAUUGUACAUGUCACCUGAAGUUUUAAGAGAAGGUUUUUUGGAUUAUGCUGCUGAUAUCUGGUCAUUUGGAUGCACUGUGUUGGAGAUGUUAACUGGGAAGAAGCCUUGGAGUGAAUUUCAGGUUCUAGACAGAAAGAAACUGGAAGAUUUCAUCGCCCACAGCAGUUUCAAACCCUCAAUACCUUCUACGUUAUCUGCAGAUGCACAAGAUUUUCUACACAAAUGUUUGGAUAUAAAUCCCUUCACAAGGUUUGACUCUACAGCUUUGUUGAACCACAAAUUUCUAUCAACAACUGUACAUGAUGUUGUUGUCAAAGAAGAGUGA